AUGCUGCUACCGAUGAAUCCUCCCCCGAAACCUUUGUUUUCCCUGCAGGAAAUCACCCGGAACCCAGAAGUAUUGACGACGUUUGCGAGACCUGAUAAGCCCUUGAAAUCCUUUGACGGUCUUUGUGGAAACCACAUUGGAGAAGUUUUGGUCACUUCACCAAACACGAAAGUGCUCUACCACCCCCCACUGAACGAAUGUCGUGUCCGGAUGAGAAAGGACAGACACUUUGGCCACGACGACCCUAUCCUAUUUCCUCAACCAUUCGUUCAUGCAGCUGCCCACCUAGCAGUCGUCCGUGUCCCCUCGCUCACGGGCCCAUUCACCAUUGCUUGGCUCGUACCCAGCGAAAACGACUUCAAGCCCAGUGACGAUACUUUUUGUGCUGGUUUUGGAGUCUUCGACACAAGGACACGUUCACACCUGGUGAAGUUGGCCGAGACAGUCGUCAAAGAUCUUCCAGCAAAUCAUCAAGAAGAUUAUUAUAUGAAGAACAACUUGGAACAGCUCCGCCGAUUAUUGGAUUGUUUGCAACUAGCUGCACCGAAGGAGGAGGUUUUUCUUCGAUUUAGAUGCUCUCAGCGUCAUCUUCUGGAGCUUGAUGCACGCAGCAGAUGGGUGACCAAAUAUCGGGCGAAGUUUGGAAUGGCGAGGGAGCUUGGUCAGGAACAUACAGUGUUGGCAGACGAGAAUCUGAUGGGUGCUUUUACCGACAAUCUCGACGAUCUGGAGAACCUCUUCCAGAGCCACAUACCAGUAUACUAUGUUCGCCCUCUCUCGCGUGCUGGUGAGGCCAGGGUCGACCGAUUGGAAGACUUCAUCCUGCCACUUGCAGAUGGUUCCAUUCAGCUCCACACCGGUUUCAUCGUCGACAUGGCCGAUGCAACCCCAUCUCAUUGUGUGGUCUUUACUGGGCUUGCGCGAAACCCCGAAAGAUACAUCACAAUGGCCAACUAUGUAUCCGCGCUUUUCGAGUACCCCUCUGUAUUGGGAACCACACAACCACGAAGCUCAACGUCAAUUCAGAGAGCAAGCUUGCCCCUCACUCCAUCUAUGCCAAUACGUCGAUUGUUCCAAGCGUCUCGUGGACGACCCACUCCUUACCCUAAAGGUAAAGCAGCUAACGGGAAGCACCCCCAAAAUAUUACCCACAACACGUUCAUCAUACCCUCCAGCCCUCUCUCACUCCCAGCACCAGAGGGUGCAAAUCGAGGUUAUGCUCUUCCACCUCCCGAUCUCUUCAUCACCUCGGGGAAUGAAACGGUCACUGUAACACUUUUCCGUAACUGGCUCAAACUCAGGAAUAUUUUCAUUUAUCGUCUAUCUUCGAGUCUGGACCGAUUUUCAAAGAAGCAAUGGAGGCAAAUGCUAACAUUUGACGACGACAAAGAUAUUCAUUCAGAUACUCGCACUGGUCAACAACGGCUCGAAAUGCAGAAGGUGUUGAAGGAUAUAAUGGGCAAAGCCGAGUUUCGCCCUGAAAGGUUCUCAUCGGCGCCCGUCAUUUGGAGAGGCGGAACUGUGGACGGAACCAAAUUGCCCCCUCAAAAGAUUGCCCAAGAGAUUCUAUGGGAGUUGUACAAACUCAAUUUCCGUCAAGACUUAGCAGCUUUGGAUGAUCGUAUGGACGAAAGCGGAAUGUCGAAAGCGAACCGAGGACUUCAUUCAACUGAACCCGUGGAGUGA
Molecule: messenger RNA, 1686 nt
Organism: Marasmius oreades (fairy-ring Marasmius)
Lineage: Eukaryota; Fungi; Basidiomycota; Agaricomycetes; Agaricales; Marasmiaceae
Exons: 4
Coding region: 1-1686 (561 amino acids)
Source: RefSeq, a predicted model, not a curated record